UCCAAACAAAUUAUUGUUUCUAAAGUACCAAUUAAAAUCACAAUGAAUCGUUGUUUUUAGUUGAAAUCAUAUGUCAAAUGCUACAAUAUGGGAAAUAUUUUCUUUCUGUGUUUGACAAUGGCAAUUCAGGGUACUACGUAUAUGAGGAGUUAGAUCACUCGAUCACUUAUCUCUACACGUGCUGAACCUGUUCAACUAUCAUUCUUUACUACUUCUAUACAACACAAUUCAAUAUAAAUAGAUAUAAAUAGGAUUUUUAAUCAAAUGACUUGAGUUGCCCAAAAUUUUCUUCUGUUUUGAGUUCUUCUGUGGUUUUUCUUAUUGGGUUAAUUUUUUGUUGUUGAUUUAUGCUUGUAAAAUUUAUCGAGGAAAUUUUUUAUAGUUAAUGUCAGAGAUUCGAUUAGUUCGUUGCCCAAAAUCCGAUAAGGUGUAGCCAGAGCCUCAAGGGUUUGCUGUCUAUCAAUGCGGUGGUUGUGGUACUCUGCUUAAAGCUAAAAAUAGGUCAUCUGGAAGUGGAAUUUUGUGAAUUCUGAUAUAGUUGUUGAUAAAGGGAUACAGAUAGAAGGUUUAAGGAUAGUGCUGAGCUAUAGAAGAUUUAGGGGAAAGACGGUAGUUUAGAUAUGGAUAGUAGAUCACUGGCGAAGCCUGGAUUUGGGGACGGUAAUGGAAGAAAAAUUUCUGUUGAGAGUGAUUUUGAUGAGUUUCAUGGGUGUUUACCUAAGUCACCUAUGAGGGACAGAUUUUUGAAUGAUCUUACUUCAGCUCCUGUGAGUUUGAGUUAUGAUAGUCCUUUACCAAUAAGGGGGAGGGGUCCAGAUGAUGGGGAUUUUGAUGGGGUUGGUAUAUCUCCAGAUAGGUUGAGAAAUGUUAGCAAGUCACCUGUGCGCGAGCGAGGAGGUAAAUCUUCAAUGAGUGUGAGAACGAGAAAUGUGAGCAUGUCGCCUUUGAGUGGGACUGAUACUGUUAAAAGAUCAACAGCUAGGACAAUGCAUCAAGACAUUUCCAAUUCAUCAUUGAGGGAAGGUUUUGCAUCUAAGUUCGAUGAAAGGAUGGACAAAGAACAAGGAGAUGAAGUGUGGAGGGAUAGGAUGACUCUGAAAACUUCAUUCCAUGCAUGGCUUUCUGAGGAUAGUCGUUCUAGACCAUCUAAUGGCAUUUCUUUAGAUAGAAGAAGACAGAAGUGUAGAGACGGAGUUAGUGAUGAAUUUGAUCAAAUUAGUGUAGGGAAGGUAUCUGUUGCUGAUGAACAUGGGAUGACAUUGGAAGGAUCAAUAGAUGAUGCAAUUCAUGGUGGAGAUUCAAUUAGGGAAACAACAGACAGGGAUUUUAGUUUUAACGAAGAUUAUGCUGAACGGUAUAGGAGACCCAGGGUAAAUGCAUAUCAAUGGUCUGGUGGAAAUUAUGGGAAUGAGGUGUUUCUCAGAAACUCAAGGGUACCUAUUGAAAGUGGGAUGAUGUCAGCUUCUUCAAGCUCACUUUAUGGGCCUUCAAGUCAUUAUCUGGAUUCCAUUCAUGCUUGUGUUCAUUCAAGACAGAGUGGCGAUGUUCGAAGAGGGCCAGCUGACAUACACUAUAUGGAGCAUGUUGAGUUGAAACAUACAUAUCAGGAACCUAUUCAGCGAUAUCCACCCAAAGAACUGAAUGAAUUGGAUGAUGAUCUGUUUUCUUCUCUGGGGCUUUAUUCUGAAGCUGAUGAAUAUUCACAAGAUUUUGGAUACAGACGGGGAUCCACGCAGCAGUUUUUGCCAGAUAAUUAUAUUCCAAGGUGUUCGUACUUCAAUCAUGGACCUGGCCUGGAUUAUGAGUUGGAAAAAACAUUUAGUCCUCCUCCGUAUGAUGAUCCAUAUGAAGGCCAAAUGCAUCGCUCCAGGCAACAACAUUUUUCACAGUAUCCAAUGCCAGAUUAUGUUCCAGGGCAGUCUUUGAACUAUGAUCGAGAUUCCUUCAUAUCAUAUCGCACUGGGGUGCAUGUCCACCAUCCUAUUGAUAUGCAAGGCCAGGAUAUACCUUCUUUUGCUUAUGGGAUGCCUCCUAACUCAGCAGUCAAUCCUGCUGGUUGUAUGAAUCUUCAAAGACCUGAUCCACGGAUGUAUUAUCCUAAAAUGGCUCACACUGGUCCGCGAGAGCAAACUCCCCACCUUCCUCCACGCCACACUAGGAGAGUUCAGGUAGCUAACCAGAACAAACGGCUCAGCCUACCGCUUUUGGGUGGUUCCCCCUUUGUAAUAUGCCAUAAAUGCUUUGAGUUGCUUAAAUUGCCCGGUAAUUUCAUGACCAAUAAGAAAGUGUAUCAGUUGCAAUGUGGGCGUUGCUCUUAUAUAAUGUCAUUUGAUCUUCGAGAUGGGUCUUUUAAUGUUCUUACUUUUCAGAAGAAACCUGAUCCUGUCAAAUGUACUGGUGUCUGUAGUGAAUCUUUGAAUGAGUCUGAUCCUACACAUCAUCAUGAUAGCUGUGCUGAUACCAGUAUAAGUAUUGAAUCUUAUGAUUUUGAGGGAAAUAGCUUCCAGUCUACCGAAUCGGAAGCCCGUGAAGCUUCAAGACGACAGAUAUUAGCUUUAAAUUUGGAUGAACAUGCUCGAGCUAUUUCUCCAUCAUCUCGAUCUUCUAAAGAGUGUCUUUCAGAAAGUAUAAGUGUUCGAAGCAGCCGUCCCAAUUCUUCAGAAUUCCCCUUUAAGAUUCGGCCACCAACUGGUUCUCCUUCACGGGAGCUUCUUGACCACUCUAAACAAUGUAUUGAUGCCUCUCAAGAUCACUCCAUUGCUUAUACAGCAGCUACCUCAGAGACUGAAGUUUAUUCUCAUGAUUUGUCAACUAGGAGUAGUUUAUUGGACUCCAGGGAUGUUCCUAGAGAAUACGAAGAUGGAAGUAUAGAUAGACCUCCUUACGGUAAAUCCUUUGGUUCACCAUCUGGCCGUAGAUCCCUUGGAAGUGGUGAGGUAUAUGUCAAUGGUCAGCAGGUGCCAUCUCAUGUCGUUAGAAAGGCAGAGAAGCUUGCAGGACCUAUUCUACCGGGAGCUUAUUGGUAUGAUCCUAAAGCUGGUUUUUGGGGUGUAAUGGGCCAUCAUUGCCUUGGAAUAAUUCCACCUUCUAUUCAAGAAUUCAGUUUUCCUAUGCCAGAGAGCUGUUCUAGAGGGGAUACUACUGUUUAUGUAAAUGGCAGAGAACUUCAGAAAAUGGAUCUUGAUUUACUUGCUAGUCGAGGACUUCCAGCUAUCAAGGGAAAGAGGUAUAUCAUUGAUAUAUUCGGGAAGGUCCUGGAGGAGAAGAACAAAGAUUUCAUUAUUAACCUUGGAAAACUUGCCCCUACAGUUGUGAACACAAGGAAAGGAUACGGUAUGCGCGUUCCAAUGGAGUUCAUGCCAUAAUUCAAUUGAAACUAAAUCCAUCUGUGACGUUAAGCAAAUUAUCAAAUUUGUAAAGUGAAAUUGGAAAAUGUUUCCUUAUAGAUUUUCAGUGUAAAUCAUUGAUUCAUUCAUUUUCGUGGUUUUCAUUGGUGUAUAUGUGGUUUGCACAGUUACUGACUUACUGUAAUUCAUUUUAUAGAUUAAUGAAAUGAAAAAUUAUUCGUGAAUAAUAUAA
This is a messenger RNA of Amaranthus tricolor (Joseph's coat), 3579 nucleotides long. RefSeq lists its product as uncharacterized. Lineage: Eukaryota; Viridiplantae; Streptophyta; Magnoliopsida; Caryophyllales; Amaranthaceae. The transcript has 5 exons. The record is from RefSeq and is a predicted model, not a curated record. Gene Ontology annotation, biological process: regulation of defense response to fungus. Bases 621 to 3365 code for a protein of 914 amino acids.